Sorex araneus (European shrew) is the source of this 2592-nucleotide messenger RNA. RefSeq names its product N-acetyltransferase 8 like (gene ASPNAT). Gene Ontology annotation, molecular function: L-aspartate N-acetyltransferase activity. NCBI's taxonomy places the organism in Eukaryota, Metazoa, Chordata, Mammalia, Eulipotyphla, Soricidae. The coding region runs from base 389 to 1306 and encodes 305 amino acids. The record is from RefSeq and is a predicted model, not a curated record. The transcript is spliced from 3 exons. Gene Ontology annotation, cellular component: mitochondrial membrane.
CUGGCGGCCGGCCCGGCGGUGCAGGGCGCGCGGCGGGAGGCGCGGUGCGGUGCGGGGAGCCCCGGAGGCCCCCAGCCGAGCGCGCCUGGGGCGGGCGCGGGGGCGGCGUCGCUCCCCCCAGCCCGGUCACAUGGUGACCCGCGGCAGCCAAUGCAGUGGACGCUAGGACCCUGCGGGCCCGGGCGCCUGGCCGCCCCGCGCCGCCGCGUUAUAAAUACUUCCCCAAAAUGCGGCGCAGCUCCCCGCGCGUCCCGCCGCCCGUCGCCGCCCCGCGCCCCUGAGCCGCCGCCGCCGCCGCCGCCGCCGGUCCGAGGGCGCCGCGCCCUUGCCCUGGGCCCGCGCCCUGCCCGCCCGGCCGCGUCCCCGCGCUGCGCCGCCCGCCGGGUGCAUGCAUUGUGGGCCUCCCGACAUGGUCUGCGAGACGAAGAUCGUGGCCGCCGACGACCAUGAGGCGCUGCCGGGGGCCAAGAAGGACGCGCUGCUGGCCGCGGCCGGCGCCAUGUGGCCCCCGCUGCCCGCCGCGCCCCCGCCUGCGCCCGGCCCGCAGCCCCGCGGCUUGGGUGGCGACGCGGGGGCCGCGGGGGGCGCGGGGGCCGCGGGGGGCGCGGGCCCGGCCCGGGAGCGCGGGGUGUAUAUCCGCGAGUUCCGCGCGGCCGAGCAGGAUGCGGCGCGCCGCAUCUUCUACGACGGCAUCAUGGAGCGCAUCCCCAACACGGCCUUCCGCGGCCUGCGCCAGCACCCGCGCACGCAGCUGCUCUACGCCCUGCUGGCCGUGCUCUGCUUCGCCCUGACCCGCUCGCUGCUGCUGACGAGCCUGGUGCCGCCGCUGCUGCUAGGCCUGCGCUACUACUACAGCCGCAAGGUGAUCCUGGCCUACCUGGACUGCGCGCUGCACACCGACAUGGCCGACAUUGAGCAGUGCUACAUGAAGCCCCCGGGGUCCUGCUUCUGGGUGGCCGUGCUGGAUGGCAACGUGGUGGGCAUCGUGGCAGCGCGGGCGCACGAGGCAGACAACACGGUGGAGCUGCUCCGCAUGUCGGUGGACUCGCGUUUCCGGGGCAAGGGCAUCGCCAAGGCGCUGGGCCGCAAGGUGCUGGAAUUUGCCCUGCUGCACCACUACUCGGCCGUGGUCCUGGGCACCACGGCUGUCAAGGUCGCCGCCCACAAGCUCUACGAGUCUCUGGGCUUCAGACACAUGGGCUCGAGUGACCACUACGUGCUGCCCGGCAUGACCCUCUCGCUGGCUGAGCGCCUCUUCUUCCAGGUCCGCUACCACCGCUACCGCCUGCAGCUGCGCGAGGAGUGAGCCGCCGCUCGCCCGCCUGCCCGAGCUGCAGACGCUCAGCCACGCGCCGGGCUGGCAUUUUCCUCUCCAGCAUCGCGCGGUUCUGGCUGGUUCUCAGUGUGCAGGGCUGCUGUUGCUCAUCUGGGACACUUGGGGGCGGGGGGUGGUGUGCAGCCGUGGCUCUCCCGCCCAGCCAGCUGGGGCCUCACCUGGAGAGGGGAAGCUGGGACCUGUGUGGCCUGGCCUCCAGCCUGCCAUCGCCAACGGGAAGGCCCCUGGGUGCCCGCCCCAGCACGGAGCCUGGUCUGGGGGCGGCGGGGCAGCUGUGCGGGCCAGGCUGCUUUGCUCUGUGCAUGCCGAGGACCGGCUGGGCUGCAGCAUGCCGCAUGCCCACAGCCUCCCAGACUCGGCCGGGCCUGGCUGCCCUAUGCAGGCGCCUGCUGCCACCCCCUCGGCUUGGCUUUGACUUCGUCACCUUUCUUCCCUUUGGCCCCCGCCUGCCUGGUCCUCACCCAGAGGCGGUUCCCAUAGCAGCCAGUUAGCAGCCAGGGCACCAGGGGAGCCGGGAGGGCAGAGGUGGGCCGCCUCCCAGCACCCGGGCUGCGCGGCUGCCCCUCGAAGCUCAUUAGCCCAGGCGGCUGCCACCACGAGCCCACGGCUUCUCCUCGCCUGCGGCCGACCCUUUCCCUAGGUCACUUAGACAGAAUAGCGUUCUGCAUGCCUUUAACUCUCGGACAAGAUGGCGAGGGAGUGUGGCACAUGCGUGUGCCCGAGAGCCUGCGUGGUUUCUGGCCGAGUGCAGGGUGGGUGGCCGGGUGGGCGGAGGAUUUCCGAGUGGAAUCGGGAGGGGACCCUGAUCCAGCCCCAGCCCAUGGGGGCUCUGGCCACCCUUGCCCCUCCUGGCUCUGACAUGCAGCCUCCCGGGAGAGGGGCAUCUCCGUCCACCUGGGCUGUUGGCACCGUGGGGGCAAGGGUCUGGGGAGGCACCUGGGUGUGCCUGUGUGCCCUGGACCCAGCCUGUGGGAGGAGGGGCCAGCACGGUGACCCCUGGAGCUGGCACCCACAGUGGGAGGGGGUAGCUCUUCUUCCAGGGCGCUUCGGGGGUGGGCACCCGGAAUGCAGCGUGAGGAGGCGGCUGGCGGGCUCCUGCCCUGUACAGACCCCCCUGUACAUUUCCCUGGUGGCGCCCGGCCCCCGGCUGGGGUUUUGUAGACUGUACAGAAAUCCUAUUUUCUUGCAGCUCUCAGAUUUUGUUAAUCUGGAUUAUACAGACAGACGUAAAGUGUUUUAGCAAAAUGGAAAACAGA